AUAAGAGGGCAAGAGAGAGGGGUGGGGGCAGAAUGACGCUGAUUCGGGGCUAUUGAUCUCUCCCUCCCCUCUAUACGGGGUCAGUAGUUUGAUCAGAGCGCGCGCAGGAUCACACAGAAGAGCCACACGCGCUUUUGUAACAUGAAGCGGCGCGUAUAGAGCUAUCCAACAGGACACUCAUCACCAAUCCGAUCCCGUCUGUCUCUAACCUGAUGACGGGAAAUAAUAAGAUUAUCCAGCAGGACAGGAGAGCGACACGUUAUAUCUCUGGAGAAAAGUAACUGGUGUGGAUUGACAGAUGAUGGUGCGCUCGAGAUCAACAGAUCUGGUCAUGAAUCCGUUCAGAAUCUCCGUGCUGAUGGUGUUCCUCUUCGCAUCUGUUCAUAUCUCGUGCCCAUCACAGUUCCCCAGUCCGCUCAUGAUAAAAGAAUGGGUAGAUCAACUGCAGCAGGAGCUGGUUUCUCUAGCAGACACAGCCAGCGCUGGGAAUAAUCUAAGACAGAUCUUUAUGGAUAAUCAGAAUUAUUUCAUUGUGAAAACAAAUAAUGCAGCACAGCUUGUGGAAUCAGCAGCACGGAAUAUAGAAAAUUUUUUGAAGAAGCGAUCUGCAGCUCUAGAGACUUUGGCAACUGCAGCAGAGAAUUUCCAAAUGGAGCAUCAAUGGAAAGAUGAAUUUGAAGAGGAUGAUAUAGUUUACUUUAAUGCCAAGGAUAAUCUUGAAGCCAAUGAAACAGAAGGGAGGAAAAACCGGAUCAGACCUGAAUUUAAAGAAGACCCGUCAUUCAAAAACCGCCUCACCUCCUACAACCAUACAGCAGUGCAUAUCCCCACGGACAUAUAUGACGGCUCCACCAUUGUGCUGAAUGAACUGAACUGGACUGAAGCACUGGAAGACGUCUUUAAGAAAAACCGAGAAGAUGAUCCAACGCUACUAUGGCAAGUGUUCGGCAGCGCUACUGGAUUAGCUCGCUAUUACCCAGCUUCCCCUUGGAUGGAUGCCAGGAAAACACCCAGUAAAAUCGACCUGUACGAUGUGCGCCGGCGACCUUGGUAUGUUCAAGGUGCCGCGUCGCCCAAGGACAUGCUGAUUCUUGUUGAUGCGAGUGGAAGUGUAUCUGGACUGACCCUUAAACUGAUCCGAACCUCUGUCAGUGAAAUGCUGGAGACACUUUCUGAUGAUGAUUAUGUCAAUGUUGUCCAUUUCAACACAAAAGUGAAUAACACAGCAUGUUUCGACCACCUGGUUCAAGCUAACGUUCGCAAUAAGAAGAUCUUAAAAGAUGCAGUACAGAACAUCACAGCCAAGGGCAUUACCAACUACACCAAAGGCUUCGAAUUUGCCUUCAAUCAGCUGUCAAAUUCAAACAUCACCAGAGCAAACUGCAACAAGAUCAUAAUGCUGUUUACUGAUGGAGGCGAGGAGAGGGCAGAAGAGAUCUUCAGCAGAUACAACAUUGACAGAAAGGUGCGUGUGUUCACAUUCUCUGUUGGUCAACAUAACUAUGACACUGGGCCAAUAAAGUGGAUGGCCUGUGCUAAUAAGGGAUAUUUCUACGAAAUCCCAUCCAUUGGAGCCAUUCGCAUAAACACACAGGAGUAUCUAGAUGUUUUGGGCAGGCCGAUGGUGCUUGCAGAUGCCAAACAAGUGCAGUGGACCAAUGUGUACCUGGAUGCUCUGGAGUUGGGCCUAGUCAUCACAGGCACACUACCUGUGUUCAACAAGACCAAAUCCAGAGGGGGCGGAUCUCGAAACCAGCAUCAGAACCAGUUGAUUUUAGGAGUGAUGGGGGUGGAUGUGUCUCUCGAUGAUAUCAAAAGACUGACGCCCCGCUUCACAAUUGGUCCUAAUGGAUAUUAUUUCGCAAUUGAUCCUAACGGUUACGUGCUGCUCCAUCCAAACCUGCAACCAAAGAACCCCAAAUUCCAGGAGCCUGUUACACUGGAUUUUCUGGAUGCAGAGCUGGAAAAUGAUAUUAAAGUCCAGAUACGGACUCUGAUGAUUGACAGAGACCCUGGGGAGAAAACAAUAGAAACGCUUGUGAAAUCUCAAGAUGAGAGAUACAUUGAUCGAGGAAUCAGGACGUACACCUGGGCGCCGGUUAACGGGACAGACUACAGCCUGGCCUUGGUUUUGCCUGAAUACAGUCUGCAUUACAUCGAGGCAAACCUGGGGGACACUAUAAAACAAGCCAUGUCCUUUGAAACCAUGCAGCAGGAGAAAUUUGAGGAAUAUGGGUACACCUUUAUUGCACCCAGGGAAUACUGCAAGGACAUCAAAGUCUCAUCCAACAACACCCAGUUUCUGAUGGACUUCAAUGAGUAUAUUGACAGGAAAACUCCAAAUGAUCCUCUAUGUAAUCUCACUCUUGUAAACCGGUUGCUGCUGGACGCCGGUCUCACAGCAGACCUUGUCAAUGACUGGAAGGAUCAGAAUGUAGAUGGCGUUUUGGCCCGGUUUGUGGCUACAGAUGGAGGCAUUACACGUGUGUAUCCUAAAAGUGCUGGGGAAGAAUGGGGUGAAAACUCUGAGACCUAUGACUCAAGUUUUUACAAAAGGAGUCUGGACAAUGACAUAUACAUCUUCACCGCCCCAUACGUCAACAAGAGCAGAGAGUCUGGUUAUGAGUCCGGUAUCCUUGUCAGUAAAGCAGUGGACUUAGACAUUAAUGGAGCAAAACUCAAACCUGCUGUGGUGGGAGUCAAACUCAACGUGUCGGCCUGGAUGAACAGCUUCAUAAAUGCUACCACCAAGAAAAAUUGCAAGGAUGAGAUCUGCGGGUGCCUCAGAAAUGAUAAGCAAGUGGACUGUGUGAUUCUGGAUGAUGGCGGAUUUCUGCUCAUGUCCAAUCAGGAUGAAUAUAUCACACAGAUAGGUCAGUUCUUUGGUGAAGUGGACCCUGUUCUGAUGAUCACUUUGGUCAACACCUCGCUGUUCUCUUUUAAUAAAACCUACGACUACCAAUCCGUCUGCGACCCGGAGAGAGAAACUAAAGCUGCUGCCGGACCCCGCUCUGCAUAUGUGCCAACGAUUGCAGAUAUGCUGACUGUAGGCUGGUGGGCCUCCACUGCUGUCUGGUCAGUUUUGCAGCAGCUACUUCUCAGUCUGACUCUACCAAAUAUAGUGGGAACAGCAUACUCGGAGGAUGACCUCUCGGAUGCAUUCUCCAAAGAGAGCUGUAUCACCGAACAGACUCAGUAUUUCUUUGAGAAUGAGAACAAAUCUUUCUCUGGAGCUAUGGACUGUGGAAACUGCUCCAGAAUGUACCGGGCCGAGAAGCUCCCAAACACAAAUUUGGUUUUUUUGAUCUCUGAUGCCAAGAGUUCCUGCCUCUCCUGCGAUCCCAAACCGCUGAGACAAGCCGAACAGCCCUCUACUGGUCCUGAUCCAUGUGUGUUGGCCCAGACCCCUCGGUACAGGAAAGGACCGGACGUCUGCUUUGACAACAACGCAGAUGAGGACGCGUCUGACUGUGGUGGUGGCUGCAGUUUGAGUCCGUCUCUCUGGCCGAUGUUGGCUCUUCAGCUCCUUCUACUCUGGCUGCUCACUGGAACCAGAACUUGUUUGUCCUGACCAGAGCACAUCUACAGACUAGAAACAACAACUACUGACUGAACUGCUUAUUAUACAGACCACAACAUUACCACACUUCGACUAUAUGACCUAAGAUUGUUUGUUAGUCAGCCCAAAACAAUACGACUAAUGCAGAUUCAAACUCUACUGUAAAAUUGACACGACUCAUCAACUCACUGCCAAAUACUGCCCUCUAAGACCAACCAGAAAAAGCAACACAGUCAGACACGAGAGACAUAUAUACACUUAUCUUUUUGACUUUGGAACACAGAACCACGUUAUGACCACAGAUAUGGUUCUUGCAAAAUGUUUAGUGCCACAAACAGGCUAAUAUAAUGUGUCAACAAUGUGGUCAGAGAUGGCUCGCAAGCACCAGCCUGGAUCUGAAGCAGGGUUUAAUGGGACAGGAAAGACUGUUCAGCUCUGGAGCUCAUUAUGAAUUCUGCUGGAAGUGAGCUUUGCUCCAGUAGUAGGUCAGUGAUGUCACACCCAAGCCCUUUAGGCCCAUCAAGGGCUGGUUUUCUUGUUUUAUGUUCUAUGAUUUCUCUGGUAUGUGCAGUAGGGGAAAUCUCAUGAAGAAAUCUGUAAGUCAUAUUUUACCUCAAAAUUAAAAUACAUAAAUAUAUAUACAGUACCAUUGAAAAGUUUGGGGUCAGUAAGAAUUUUGUAAUGCUUUUGAAAGAGGUCUUUUAUGUUCACCAAGGAUGCAUUUAUUAUUAAGAAUACAGCAAAAUAUUAUUACAAUUAAAAAAGAAACAUUGUAUUUUAAUGUUUUUAAAUGUAAUUUAAUUUCAAUGUCAAAAUGUUAAAAUUAUUUUUUUGACAUUGUAAAAGUGUUUACUGUUAUGUUUGAUUAAUGCAUCAUUGCUGAAUAAUAUUUAAGUAAUAUUUUAUUGCAUAAUAUUACAUUGUUUAAAAUAUUUUAAAUAAUGUAAUAUUUAAAAAAAAAAAAAUAAUAAUAAUAAAGAUUUUAAAAAAUCUUACUGACCCCAAAGUUUUAAACAGUGGUGUUGUGUGUAUGCUUUAAAAAUUGUUCUUUACAAUUUAAAUAACAUAUCAUUAUUUAUUAUAUUUCAAAUAUGUUUUGCUUUUCACAUUAGAAUACAUAGUAAAGUUUUGGGAGAAAAUCAUUGACUUUUAUACAGCAAAAAAAAAAAAAAAUAAUAAUAAUAUAUAUAAUUUUUAUUUAUUUAUUUCUUUUAAUUUUUAUUUUUGAGGUGACAUAUGAACUGGACAUUUCUUUUCUGUCCAUUUGAGAUUCAAAUUUUAUUGUUAUUUUUAUUUUUUUGGGCUUAUCGUUCUUUUGUUGCUGAUUAUAAACAUCUCAGAGAUUCCCUGAUAACUCAGUCAUCUGAAGUAACUGUAAGCAUCUGAUAUAAACGUUAGAAAAAAGUGCCAUGUUGAAUGUCAUGAUUCAAGGAAAAUUUCAUAUGCAAUCAAACCACAUAUGAGUGCAUCAUCUGAUGCUAAAUGCAGACGACUCUAAAGACUGAACAGGCUCCGAUUAGUAUAGCAAAGCCUUUUUUUUUCAUGUCAGAAGUCACACGCUUGCAUCCAAGUGUCCAGAGCAUGUUGAAUGUGGUUUGUACCCUCCCCAACCCGUCUGCAGGGCCCCUGCUAUCAGACGAUUGCGUGUUUUACUGUAUGUCGUCCAGAUACUUCAUCUGUCAGAUUUUGUUCCAGCACGACAGACAUGAUAUCACAAGCGUGUCAGAUAUUACAUCCACAUGUUGAACCACUAUGCGAAAACACAGCACAUGACAGGUUAUAAAAAUGCUCAACCCUGGAGAACCGUGCAUUUAUGAUAGUUGAAUGUAUGUUUAUUUUAUUUAUUUAUUUAUUUGAUAGAAGGUUCAUGCAUGAGAUUAGACGAUAUCAAUCAAAGCUAUUGCCAAUGGGGGAAUAUUUCCGUGUUCCUUUGAAUGUUCUGGAAGAAGAACAAAAACCAAUGGCAAUGCCUAGAGCUAUGAAAAAUGAAAUAUUUAUCCAUCACAAUCCAAAGGCCAAGUAUCCAGGAAUAAAAUAACAUGCUUCUCUCGUCGUUUCAGAGAAGUUUUAACAUUUGACAGCUUAAAAGCUUUGUCUAUUUUAAAAUAUAAACUUACAAUCAGUGUUUGCAUGAGUUCUAUGGCUUCUUAUUCAUGCAAAAAAAAAGAAAUUAUGAUGGCUUUAUUAGACUGUAUGGAGCUUUAUAGUUUUUUUAUUUCUUUGUUAAAGCCUUUUUUGAUGAGGAGGCUGUUAAAGUGAUGUAAUUACAGUGAUGAUAUUAAGUGCAACUAAAAUUAAAGGCAGAAGGUUUAAUGUCAUAGUGACUGCCAAAUGAAAGUGAAAUGUAAAGAAACACACAAGGUAGAUUUAAAGUUAAGUGUGUGUUUAGUUUACUGGAUGUCCGCAAAAUAUCGCUCGCACCUGUGCAUCCACGUCAGGCUUUUUCCUUCGGAAUGAGAUGAAUUUUCUUUUUCUUUCUGUCUUCACUGAUGUAGCAUUGAGUUACAGACCUAAAUAUGCAGUGCAUUUAUGAAUCAUUACAGACGUUUUUGGACUCCUUGGAGGCUUUCGGGGUCUGGAUUUCUCAUCUCAGGCCUGGGGUGGAGGCUGUAGGAUGUAACAUUUAAAUACCUCACUAAACGUCGACGUGAGAUGUGAUUUGAUCCAAGAGAGCUGAACUAACUCCCCGCUUUACAAACUAUACUGGGCUUAAAAUGCCAGCGAAAUGUAUACAAACCCCACAGAGACCGCUUCACCGUUUGAACGCAAAUUGAUCCCAUGCCAUGUCCGACAAAGAACGUCCGCAAAACAUGAAACAGGUUAAUGAUAUGAUUAUGCUAAAACUAAAAACUUCAAAUCUGGCAGUGCCUACACGGUUAGUCAAGAACAGCGAAUUACCUAAAAGUAGCAUUCAGUUGGGAAUUUUAUUGGCUCGCUUCAAAACAAAGUGUUUUCAUAUGUUAUCCAUCAUGAUGGAGUACAAGAGAUUAUUAUUAUUUUUUUUACUUUUAAUAUUACACGCACAAAAAAAGUUUUAUGACACACUCUUAAAAAUAAAGGAUUUAAAAAAGUAGAGUAAAAUCAUAAAGCAUCUUUGGUUCCUCCAGUGAAUAGUUCUCAAAGGAAUUGUUCACCCAAAAAUGAAAACCUCAGGUCAUCCAAGAUCUAAAUGAGUUUGGAUCCAAUAGAUCCUCUGGAGUGAAUGGGUGCCGUCAGAAUGAGAGUUCAAACAGCUGGUAAAAAUAUCACAAUAAUCCACACAAAUCCAGACCAUCAAUUAACAUCUUUUGAAAUAAAAAGCUGCGUGUUUGUAAGAAACAAAAUGAUUCCAUAAUCCAUGAUAAUGCUUCCAGUGAAAAAGUCUGUUCGUGGUUGUCCUCUCACAUGAAAAUUAAACAUGUCUGUUUUGAACUGUUUUAGAUUUGUAAACAUACUUUUUCACUGGAGAAAGCAAUAUUAUGGAUAGAGAACAGCUUUUCACUUCACAAGAUGUUAUAUGAUGGACUGGAGUCAUAACUUGUGGAUUAUUGUGAUGUUUUUAAUCAGUUGUUUGGACUCUCAUUCUGACGGCACCCAUUCACUGCAGAGGAUUCAAUGGUGAGCAAGUGAUGUAAUGCUCAAUUUUGAUAAAUUGUUCAGCUGAUGAAACAAACUCAUCUACAUUUUGGAAUAACUAAGUGCUAGUAAUUUUUCAGUAAAUUUUUAUUUUUGGGUAAACUAUUCCUUUAAAAGAACCUUUUUUCUUCUUCUUCUUUUCUUAGUGUGAAGAAUAUUUUAAUCAUCUAAAGAAUUUUUUUUCCACUAUAAAGAACCUUUUAUGGAAUGGAAAGGUCCCAUGGAUGUUAAAGCUUAUAGAUACCGAUAAAGAACCUUUAAUUUUAAGAGUAUAUUGUAGAUCGAUUGAUUUAAGAAGUAGUGAAAAAAAAAGACACUCCAAAGUCUAAAUCAUGAAUCCAAAAAGUUAAAAUCAAUAAAAUCUGUUUCAUAAAAAGCAUUCCACUUUACAUAAGAGGGGACAGACAUUUUUAAGUGUGUUCAGGUUUGCAUGGUGCUCCCGUGAUGCUCUUUGACAUUUCGACCCUCGCAUGAAAGGUUAGACGUGUACAGACGUGCCCCCCUCAUGUAAAGAGGAAUCGGAUGUGUGUAUUUAUUGUAUGUUUUCUGAACGCUGCUCUCAGCUGCUGUGCUGCCUCAUAGGGCUGCCAUGUGUCUGUAUUUACUGGUGUUGGUGCUCGGUGUGCCGGAAAGUUUUCACUGAGGUUGCGCUUCUUUUCCUGAGUGUGUAUCGAAGUCACUCUUUGAUUCGUGUGUGUUCAUUGGUGGGGAGGGGCAAGGGGCGUGGUAUGUGCCUCAAAAGCCCCAUCCACCUAACUAUAUAUAUAAUAUUCUUUUGUGGAACUUGACACGCCUGAAAUGAUUUUGUAUACAUUUGUACAAUAAUGUUGUUCAAGAAAAUAAAACAAAAAAGUUUGUAAAGUUUACAAAUGUGUAAUUCUUGUGCAAAUACAAUAUAUUCACAAUAAAAGUUUAUCAUUACUA
Molecule: messenger RNA, 8098 nt
Organism: Onychostoma macrolepis
Lineage: Eukaryota; Metazoa; Chordata; Actinopteri; Cypriniformes; Cyprinidae
Product: voltage-dependent calcium channel subunit alpha-2/delta-1
Exons: 38
Coding region: 299-3571 (1090 amino acids)
Cellular component (GO): L-type voltage-gated calcium channel complex
Molecular function (GO): voltage-gated calcium channel activity
Source: RefSeq, a predicted model, not a curated record